ACAUGGUUCGGGUCCGAGCCGUGGUGAUGGCCCGAGAUGACUCCAGUGGGGGCUGGCUGCCUGUGGGGGGCGGGGGCCUCAGCCAGACCACCUUGGAGUGUACCCUGCGGCCAGGCUUGGUUUACAACAAGGUGAACCCCAUCUUCCAUCACUGGAGCCUGGGUGACUGCAAGUUUGGGCUGACGUUUCAGAGUCCGGCAGAGGCUGAUGAGUUCCAGAAGAGCCUGCUGGCAGCACUGGCUGCGCUGGGUCGAGGCUCGCUCACCCCCUCCUCCUCCUCCUCCUCUUCCUCCUCCCCUUCCCAGGAUACCGCAGACACUCCCUGCCCUCUGACGUCCCACGUGGACAGCGACUCCUCCUCCAGUCACAGCCACCAGGAGACGCCUCCCACCGCAGCGGCGGCCCCCAUCGUCACCGUGGAGUCAGCUUCUGGCUUCGGGCCGGCCACGCCCCCCCAGCGCCGCCGCUCGUCAGCUCAGAGCUACCCUCCGCUCCUACCGUUCACGGGGAUUCCGGAGCCUUCAGAACCCCUGGCCGGGACAGGGGGACUGGGCUGGGGCGGCCGCGGCUAUGAGGAUUACCGGCGAGCUGGGCCACCCGCACCCCUCGCCCUAUCCACCUGCGUCGUGCGCUUCGCCAAGACCGGCGCGUUGAGGGGCGCAGCCCUGGGGCCCCCCACAGCCCUGCCCGCCCCUCUCACCGAGGCUGCGCCUCCAGCACCCCCGGUUCGCCCACCCCCGGGCCCCGGCCCGGCCCCUGCACCUACCAAGGCCUCCCCGGAGGCGGAGGAGGCGGCGCGCUGCGUGCACUGCCGCGCGCUCUUCCGCCGUCGCGCCGACGGGCGCGGCGGCCGCUGCGCCGAGGCCCCGGACCCGGGUCGCCGGCUGGUGCGCCGUCUCAGCUGCCUGUGGUGCGCCGAGAGCUUGCUCUACCACUGCCUGUCGGAUGCCGAGGGCGACUUCUCGGACCCGUGCGCCUGCGAGCCGGGCCACCCGCGCCCCGCCGCGCGCUGGGCCGCGCUGGCCGCACUCUCCCUCGCCGUGCCCUGCCUCUGCUGCUACGCGCCCCUGCGCGCAUGCCACUGGGUCGCAGCGCGAUGCGGCUGCGCAGGCUGCGGGGGUCGCCACGAGGAGGCGGCGCGGUGAGGACGGCCUGGUGGGUCCGGUAGCCGGACCGAGGACCCAAAAUUGAGGGUCCAGGACCC
Molecule: messenger RNA, 1204 nt
Organism: Lagenorhynchus albirostris (white-beaked dolphin)
Lineage: Eukaryota; Metazoa; Chordata; Mammalia; Artiodactyla; Delphinidae
Gene: SPRED3
Product: sprouty related EVH1 domain containing 3
Exons: 5
Coding region: 3-1145 (380 amino acids)
Biological process (GO): negative regulation of MAPK cascade; multicellular organism development
Cellular component (GO): membrane
Molecular function (GO): protein kinase binding
Source: RefSeq, a predicted model, not a curated record